Messenger RNA from Exophiala aquamarina CBS 119918, 1689 nucleotides. RefSeq lists its product as uncharacterized. Gene Ontology annotation, cellular component: nucleus. The transcript has a single exon. Gene Ontology annotation, molecular function: zinc ion binding; DNA binding. Lineage: Eukaryota; Fungi; Ascomycota; Eurotiomycetes; Chaetothyriales; Herpotrichiellaceae. Gene Ontology annotation, biological process: DNA-templated transcription. The record is from RefSeq and is a predicted model, not a curated record. Bases 1 to 1689 code for a protein of 562 amino acids.
AUGAUCUUGAAUACGCUCUGUCUUCUGGUACAAGGUGUGAGAGGCAGAGCUUGGAGGCUGCUAGGAACUUGUAUCAGAAGUGCUUAUGAGUUGAAUCUACAUUUGAUCGACGCUGGAAAGCCAAGAGGUCACUAUCAACCCUCCAGCGUAGAGCAGUGGUGUAUCGAGGAGGAAUGGCGUCGAGCUUGGUGGGCGAUUUGGGAGAUGGAUGUAUUCGCCAGUGUCAUUCGUCGCUGCCCAGCUGGGAUUGAUUGGUCUCAAAAUGAGACCUUCCUACCAGUUGAGGAUGAGCAAUGGUAUCGAGGGGAGCCUCAGCCCAGUUGCCCCUUGGAGCUCAACGGUGCGGAGAGAUGGAAAACCCUAGUGGCAGCCAAAACCCAGUCACCGAGGGCAUGGUUCAUUAUAAUCAAUUCGUUGAUGAAGGACGCACAGAAUAUUUCAAGCCCCAUGAAUAUCGAAAAGCCGAUGAUACCAGAUUCUCGACACAAGGAGGACAACAUCAUUCCAACCAAGUCUCAUCGAGAGCACACCAGGAAACAGACACCUGCAGUCAGCCGAUUGAACAUUGUACUGAACUCUCUGUAUUGCACAGUCAUGGCUCUUCCGAGGGAAUUGAGAUAUUACGGUCAAUAUCUUGAUUUUAGCGGUUGUGACAUAAAGCACCAGGGAGCAAUCGCACAGCGACAAAUCCACAGUCAUGUAUAUGGCAUAUAUAUGAUGAUCCAGCUUACAAAGUUGAUGGUCCUUAAAUACCACGUCUUCCGUGCAGGGAUGUCCUGGACCUCGCAGCGGAAUUUAGGGUCUGAAAACAGUCCUGACGCCGGCUCAACCAACAUUGCUACAUCUGAAGCUUCUUACAUCGAAACAACAGAGUCGCCUCAUUUGGCACAGUACUUUGAGGCAUCGGAAAAUGUUGUGCGUAUAACUCGAUCCUGCUCUGAGGAUUUCUACACACACGUUAACCCUUUCACGGCAAGUACUACGUGGCUAGCUGGGGCUGUUCAACUACUACACCGCAGCCUGUUGCCCGAGGAAUGCUCAAACAGGGAUUUGAUCAAGUCCAAUUUUGAUUUGCUAUGUCUGACAUACCAGAAGACUAUUGAGUUUUGGAGUAUGUCGAGGGUGCCACUGAAGCAUUGGGAGACCCUUGAGAAUGGGCUCGAGAAGAUGAGGGACAACCCAAGUGGUGAGGAGCGGUAUCAGUAUGAAAGACCUUUUGUCUUCACCGGGGGCACUACAGGCCAUCAGCCACAAUCGAAGAGAACGUCUCCCCAAGCAGCACCGCAAAAUACUGCAAGCGAAUUCAGCAACGUCGAUGAGAUUUUCAAGUAUCUCUCCGCCGACAACGGUACGAGUGACAAACCUGCCCUGAAAACUCUUCUACCACGCCAGACCUCCCUUUCAGGCAUGCAAGGCCAGCAAGACUUUUCAUACCUAUCGUCUCUGGGCAACAUUUACACGCCACGGCCACCUGUGCUUGGUAAUGCUCAAAACCAACAACCUUAUAGUAUGGCAUCUUCUGAACAAGUUCCAGGCACCGAGCAACUGCGCUCAGUGAGCAGUGCCGAAGCAGAAGCUCAUUUCUCUUCAUGUUUCUUGGAUAGUGGGCAGUUCGCACUGGAACGAAACGUUGACAUGGACUUUUCGAACUACCUAGACGAGGUUUUCUCCGGCUCUUAUAUGCCGUAG